UCAGAGGCUGCGCUCGCCUGUCAGACAUUUAAACAGAAUUACGAAACAACUUGUUCCAAACUGGAUUGUGACAUAUUGCAAAAGUGAGAUGGCAUCAACGGCGACCCUGAUUCAGCCUUCCGGGGAACUGUGGAAGAAAAUCCGCGAGGAAUUGAAUGAGGAUGUCAACACCAGGGCGCAGGACUUAGCUGCCAUCAAAGAGUGGCUGAGAAAGCAACCCCAUCUACCAGAUGAAUGGGAAGACGCGUGCCUGAUGACUUUUCUCCGAGGCUGUAGCUUCUCCCUUGAGAAAUGUAAAAAGAAACUUGAUAUGUACUUCACGAUGAGGGCUGCUUGCCCAGAGUUCUUCGCGAACAGAGACGUAACCAGACCAGAGCUAAUGGACCUGCUGAAUAGAGCCCAAGGACCUACACUCCCUGGCUUGACGCCUCAAGGUCGACGAGUAACCAUCGCCAGAGCACUGGACAAGAACCUGGACACGAACCAGCUUAAUGAUGUCUUCAAACUUGCAAUGAUGAUCGGAGAUGUAAGACUGCGUGAAGAAGUCGAGGGAAUAGCUGGAGACGUUUACGUACUGGACGCUUCUAUUCUAAUGCCAAGCCACCUCGCCAAGAUUUCACCAGCAGUGCUGAAGAAAUUCUUCAUUUGUAUACAGGAAGCUUAUCCAGUGAAACUGAAGGAAAUACACGUUAUCAAUGCAUCUCCCCUCGUGGAUGUCGUAUUCAACAUUGUAAAACCAUUCCUUAAAGAAAAAAUGAAGAAAAGAGUGUUCUUCCACGCCGAUGUGCAAUGUCUUCAGGAUUAUAUCCCUAAAGAAAUUCUACCCGUUGAAUUCGGAGGCAACGGAUGUUCUCUUGAAGACGUGAACAAAGCUUGGAUGAAGAAGCUAGAGGAGUACAGUCCUUGGUUUAAGCAACAAGAAGCUUUAAAAGCUAACGAAGCUAUGAGACCAGGAAAGCCAACUAAUUACGACGAACUCUUUGGUAUUGAUGGCUCAUUUAGACAGCUGUCAAUAGAUUAAACUUAGGUUAU
Messenger RNA from Bombyx mandarina (wild silkworm), 1032 nucleotides. RefSeq names its product alpha-tocopherol transfer protein. The record is from RefSeq and is a predicted model, not a curated record. Gene Ontology annotation, cellular component: membrane. NCBI's taxonomy places the organism in Eukaryota, Metazoa, Arthropoda, Insecta, Lepidoptera, Bombycidae. Gene Ontology annotation, molecular function: phosphatidylinositol bisphosphate binding.